Acomys russatus (golden spiny mouse) is the source of this 1080-nucleotide messenger RNA. RefSeq names its product galectin 4 (gene Lgals4). Lineage: Eukaryota; Metazoa; Chordata; Mammalia; Rodentia; Muridae. Gene Ontology annotation, molecular function: carbohydrate binding. The transcript has 10 exons. The record is from RefSeq and is a predicted model, not a curated record.
AUGGCCUACGUCCCGGCACCGGGCUACCAGCCCAGUUACAACCCGACCCUACCAUACAAUAGGCCCAUCCCAGGUGGCCUCUGUGUCGGAAUGUCUGUCUACAUCCAAGGAGUAGCAAGAGACAACAUGAAACGGUUUUCUGUGAACUUCAAGGUGGGGCAGGAUGAGGGGGCUGACAUCGCUUUCCACUUCAACCCCCGCUUUGACGGCUGGGACAAAGUUGUGUUCAACACAAAGCAAGGCGGCCAGUGGGGCAGCGAGGAGAAGAAGCUGAGCAUGCCUUUCCACAGGGGCAGCCACUUCGAGCUGGUGUUCAUGGUCCUAGCUGAGCACUACAAGGUCAUAGUAAAUGGAAAUCCCUUCUAUGAAUAUGAGCACCGGCUGCCCCUACAGAUGGUCACGCAUCUGCAAGUAGAUGGAGACCUAGAACUUCAGUCGAUCAACUUCCUUGGAGGCCAACCUGCCCCAGCCCCAUAUCCGGGACCCAUGACUAUUCCGGCUUACCCCGUAAGUACCUGCUGAGGGGGACCCGGGUACAACCCUCCGCAGAUGAACAGCCUGCCUGUCAUGGCGGGACCCCCAGUCUUCAAUCCGCCCAUGCCGUAUGUGGGGAUGCUUCAGGGGGGGCUUACAGCCCGAAGAACCAUCAUAAUCAAGGGCUAUGUACUUCCUACAGCUAAGAACAUUGUCAUCAACUUCAAGGUGGGGUCUUCUGGGGACAUAGCUCUUCACAUAAACCCCCGCAUAGGCGAGGGUGUGGUCCGCAACAGCUUUAUGAGUGGCUCUUGGGGCUCUGAGGAGAGGAAGAUCGCCCACAACCCAUUCGGCCCUGGGCAGUUCUUUGAUCUGUCCAUCCGCUGCGGCACAGAUCGGUUCAAGGUCUUUGCCAACGGCCAGCACCUCUUUGACUUCUCGCAUCGCUUCCAAGCGUUCCAGCGGGUGGACAGGCUGGAGAUCAGUGGUGACGUCACCUUGUCCUACGUCCAGCUCUGAGCCCUUGCUGGGGAGGCAGGAAGACUCUCCGGUUCCAUCUAAGUCUCUAAUAAAAUGUCUAAGGGGCCUCAGGUGUGAGUGAGUGUG